UAGCGCUGAUCUGCAGGCAGACCCUCUUCGUAAAAAGUAUAACGUCCUGUCAAAGAGUCAUAUUGUCAGAUGUUGUACAGAGCUUUUUACUUUUUACAUCUGAAACCUCUUACGAGAGUAUCUGUUAGGAUGUCUGCUUCUGAUAGGCCUACUGCUGUAGGUCUACAUUUUAUACCAACGCGUUGUCAUUUUGAUGACACAGUACAGGUCAUUGUGCGCGGACUCUUUCCUAAACAAAUGGUGAAGUUGGUGGCUGAAGUUGAAGAUGACAAAGGUAUGAUUUUCCGGUCGUCUGCAGUACACAGAGCUACCGAACAUGGAGAAGUGGAUUUAAAUAGCUCUCCCUCUCUGGGUGGAACAUAUAAUGGAACUGAGCCUAUGGGACUUUUUUGGUCUUUGGGCCCAUUGACCCCUCACAAUAAAUUCACAUGGUGGGAUGCAUCAAGGCCUGUGUUAGUGGAUGUUAAGGUGGUCAGUCACGAAAGACCGGAACAUGUUCUUGCCAAGGAGACACACCAAAGGCGCUUCAUGAAGGAAGGUGUCCAGAGGGUUGUCGUGACAGACGGUAGAAUACGGGGAACUCUUUUUAUUCCACCAGGGCCAGGACCCUUCCCUGGCAUUGUGGAUCUUUACACUCUAGGCGGUGGCCCAUCAGAACCGAGAGCCAGUUUGCUGGCCAAUAAAGGCUUUGUGGUACUCGCUCUGGCUUUUUACCGCUACAAGGAUUUGCCUAAAAAAGUUGACAAACUAGAUCUGGAGUACUUUGAAGAGGGAGUACGUUUCUUGCAGAAACACCCCAAAGUGAAAGGCUCUGGAGUUGGAGUUAUUUCAAUCUCCAAGAGUGGAGAUCUAGCUCUCUCAAUGGCAUCAUUCCUGUCAGGUAUCAAAGCAGUUGUCACCAUUAAUGGUUGCUGUGCCAACACCCUCUUUCCCCUCAAAUACAAAGAUACCAUCAUCCCUGCUCUCAUGGGUGACUUAAAGAAAGUAACCCUGACCGAGCAAGGACUUUUGGACAUCAGCAAGGCCAUACCAGAUCCCACGGCCAAUGAGAACCUGGCCACUGUUAUUCCCGUUGAGUGUGCCGACUGCAAUUUCAUGUUUGUAGCAUCUGAAGACGACAUGAACUGGGACAGUGUCUUUUUCGCAGAACUAGCUGCCCAACGACUGAGAGACAGUGGGAAGGAGAACUUUGAGAUAGUGAGGUACCCCAAGGCAGGACACUUUGUGGACGUUCCCUACAUGCCCUUCUACCCCUCUGGCGUCCAUGCGGCAGUGGGCAAAGUGGUGACGUUUGGAGGAGAGGCUAAAACUAACGCACACGCUCAGGUAGAGUUGUGGGGGAGAGUUCAGGAGUUUUUCCAGAAGCAUUUAGACACAGGCAACGCUCAGCAUUAAGCAAUGCUGUAAUACAUUACAAGGCACACAUUAUUCUCUCAUAAUCUUUUCCAAUAAAUCAAACAUUUUUGGCACUCACUUCAGUACACUUUCUCAUGGUCUUUUGGUGUGACGCCUUUUACAUAAAUAGGCCAAAAUGAAAUUACUUUUUUCUCAAUAUUACCUUUAAACCUAUGUUACCAUGUUGCAGUGAGUAGGCCUAUGUUAUAAGGGUGCUAUCAUAUAGCAAUGUGGGUCAUUGUUGUGCUAAGUGCAUGAAACCACAUAUAGUGUGACAGCAUAUCAUAUUGUGUGACAGGGUUUUUCUCAUACCAUGAAUAAUUUUUUUGUCAAUAUUACCUUUAAAUCUGUGUAACCAUGUUGCAGCGAGUGGUUGUUAGGGUGCUAUAUCAUAUAACCCCAAAACAGAAAAAGUUGGGACAUUGUGUAAAAUGUGAAU
Messenger RNA from Alosa sapidissima (American shad), 1834 nucleotides. Its product is annotated as acyl-coenzyme A thioesterase 1-like. Gene Ontology annotation, biological process: fatty acid metabolic process; acyl-CoA metabolic process. The record is from RefSeq and is a predicted model, not a curated record. The coding region runs from base 70 to 1395 and encodes 441 amino acids. Lineage: Eukaryota; Metazoa; Chordata; Actinopteri; Clupeiformes; Clupeidae. Gene Ontology annotation, molecular function: fatty acyl-CoA hydrolase activity. The transcript has 3 exons.